Messenger RNA from Acaromyces ingoldii, 2219 nucleotides. RefSeq names its product amino acid transporter. NCBI's taxonomy places the organism in Eukaryota, Fungi, Basidiomycota, Exobasidiomycetes, Exobasidiales, Cryptobasidiaceae. Gene Ontology annotation, biological process: transmembrane transport. Gene Ontology annotation, cellular component: membrane. The transcript has 4 exons. Bases 271 to 1824 code for a protein of 517 amino acids. Gene Ontology annotation, molecular function: transmembrane transporter activity. The record is from RefSeq and is a predicted model, not a curated record.
UCCAUUCUGUCUACCCCGCUCAGAUCUUCCAGGAGCAUGGAAGCUUUGAGCGGCGCCUGGCGCUAUCUUCUUAGCGACGACGCGUUUGGCGGGGCUAUCUAAUCGCCCGGCCAAGCGUCACUCGUCGCUUAUCGAGGAGAGCCUAUCUCUAGCGCCUAGACCCGCAGCGCGCUUCGAACCUUCGGACAAGCGCCACACUGCGAAGCAUGUCGGACAACCCCACCCUUAUCGACGCUGCCUAUCCGCGUCGUACGACGGCGGCAUAGAGGCAUGCGAAGCGGCUGCGACAAGGCCCACCAUCAUGCCGUCGACGUCAAAGGACAACGACGUAAAGGACGCCCUGGCUGGGCGCCACCACCAGCACACUUUUCCACCCUCUCCCUCAUCGGUGUCAGCCUGUCGAUCCUCAACACCUGGAACUCGGCCACCGAGGCCAUCUACACGUCGCUGCCCGCGGGCGGCAACACGGUGAUGCUCUUUGGCACCUUUGUCGGCGGUGCCGGUGCGCUGCUCAUCGCCAUGUCGCUUGGCGAGGUGUGCCAUGUGCUCCCCUUCAGCGGCGGCCAAUACCACUGGACCUACAUCCUGGCCCCACGCCGCGUGCGCCGGCCCCUCUCCCACCUCGUCGGCUGGCUCGGCACCGCAGGCUGGGUCACCCUGACGGCGUCGGCGCCCUACUUUGCCUCGACGCUGACCCUCAACAUCAUCCCCGCCUUCCACCCGACGUUUGAGCAGCAGCCCUACCACCUCUUUCUCAUGUACCUCGCCUUCACCGUCUACGGCACGCUGAUCAACAUCUUUGGCGUGCGCAUCUUUGACGCCAUGAACCGGCUCUCGAUGUGGAGCUCGGAUGCGUCGGCAAUCACCAUCUUUGUCACGCUCCUCGCCUGCGCGGGCUCCCAGCACCGCCUCCAGCCCGCCAGCUUCGUCUUUGGCUGGCACAUCAACCAGACUGGCUGGCCCGACGGCGUUGCCUGGAUCCUCGGCCUGCUCCAGACGCAGUAUGCCCUGGCGGGCGUCGACGGUGCCGCACACCUCAUCAACGAGAUCGAGGAUGCACACAUCAACUGCCCAAAGGCCAUGGUCUACUCGUGCGUCCUCGGCGCGCUCCAUGCCUUUGUCGUCCUCGUCGCCGUGGCAGCCACAAUGACGGACCCGCUGGCCGUCAUUGACGCCGGCCCCGCCGCCAUCCUCACGGCCUUCAUCCAGGGCGUGGGCAACGCAGCGGGGGGCACCGCGCUCUGCGUCCUCGCCCUCAGCACCUUUCUCUUCAACACGCCCGCCCUCAUGACGGCCUGCUCGCGCAUGGUCCAGUCGCUGGCCGUCGAUGGCCAGCUGCCCAUGGCCAGCUACCUGGGCCGGACGCACCCCAAGCUCGAGGUGCCCGUCUGGUCGAUUGUCUUUACCACGGCCUGGAUGGCGGCGCUGGGCCUGCUCAUCUUUGGCUCCGACGAUGCGCUGAGCGCGAUUCUCAGCUCGUCGGUUAUUCUUCUUCAGACGUCGUACAUUCCCACGAUUGCCCUCGUGCUCAUGCAGCGGCCCGUGCUGCACUCGCUCAGCCUCUAUGGCAAGACGCGCUACAACCUCGGUCCCUGGGCCGGCCGCAUCAUCAAUGCCGGUGCACUGGCCUACAUUGCCGUCAUCUCGACCUUUCUCUGCUUCCCCACGUCGCUGCCCGUCACCGAUGCGGCGAGCUUCAACUACACGAUUGCCGUCGUCGCCGGCGUCCUCGUGCUCACGGCAAUCAACUGGUAUGCCUAUGCGCGCACAAACGGCCGCGUCCCCGAAGAGGUCCGUGCCAAGCUUGGCGACGACUUUGAAUAGCUCCCUGGCUCUGCAUUGCAAUGUUGAUUCCAUUCCUGUCCCACUCUUGCUCUUUGAACUGCCGAGUUCAGUACCCCACUCUUUCUCUAGUGCUGAGUACCCCUCCAAGCCGGGGUCAGGCCGGUGGUUCCCCCCCAGCCAAGGUCGGCAAGCGGCGCGUCUGGCGUCGCUAAGCGUCGCUCAGUUAAGCGCCGCGAUAAAGGCGAGAUAAGCGCGUCGAGAACCUUGAUAAAUCUUCUCGAGUCGCACGACCCAGCCUGGACUCAGGCAACCAUGCGCGCGCCCAUCCUCACCGCAGCAACAGCGGCCGUCUCCCUGCUGACUGGCACACUGGCCACGCUCGAUGCCGCGCAGAAGAUCUUGGGCCACGACCACAGCAGCCAUGACCACAUGCG